CCCCCUCCCACAGCUGCUCUGCAGGCCCCAGCUGUGCCACCUCCACCAGCUCCUCUCCAGAUUGCUCCUGGAGUUCUACAUCCAGCUCCACCUCCAAUUGCUCCUCCCCUAGCACAACCCUCUCCUCCUGUCACGAGAGCUGCCCAAGUGUGCGAACCUGUACCUGUUCACCCAGUUCCUCCUCAAGCUGAAGUACAGGGACUUCCUCCACCACCCCCACCUCCUCCCUUGCCUCCUCCUGGCAUUCGACCCUCCUCUCCUGUCACAGUUGCAGCCCUUUCUCACCCUCCUCCUGUUCUGCACCCUCCUCCCACAACCAUUGUCCCUGGCCCUCAUGCCCCCCUCAUGCCUCCAUCUCCACCAUCCCAAGUGAUUCCUGCUCCUGAGCCCAAACGCCAUCCUUCAACUCUGCCUGUAAUCAGUGACGCUAGAAGCGUUCUGCUGGAAGCAAUACGGAAAGGAAUUCAGCUGCGCAAAGUUGAAGAGCAGCGUGAACAAGAAGCUAAGCAUGAGCGCAUCGAGAAUGAUGUUGCUACUAUACUUUCUCGUCGCAUCGCUGUGGAGUACAGCGAUUCAGAAGAUGAUUCAGAAUUUGAUGAAGUGGAUUGGUUAGAGUGAAAUUAUUACAUUGCUGUACACUGCAAAAUCGAAUGCUAACGUCCAUUGUGGUGCUUGUUCUUUGAAAGUUUGAUGGUCAUUUCUAGUGUUUUUUGUAUUCUUUUCUUUACAUAAUUAAUCCACGUUUUUCUACUUUUCAGUUUACAAAAAGCUCCUAGUGCAUCUUUGAAACUAAAUGUUUUACAGUGGCUUUUCUUACACAUCUUUUUUGAAAGAACAUACUUUGUUCUGAUAGACCACUAAGUAUUAAGCAUGGGCAGCUGUUGGUAGAGUAGCAGUUUCAAUUUUUUGGCAUAUCUUAACUGUGCACUUUGUGAGUUUUAAGUUAAUGAAGGCAACUGAGAUUGACAUUCCAAGGGCAGCUGUAUGUACUAAUGAGCCUUACUCCACUUCUGAUAGUGUUUUAAAACAUUAAACCUAGCUAUCAAGAUAUCACUGCCUUGAUUACAUCUGUACACUGAAAGUACAUAUAGUUAGCAGCACUGAACACUGAAAGGAAAAUGGAUCUUUGGGGGUUUUUAUUAUUGUUUUAUUGUUGUUUUAAAAUAAUUAUGGCCUUAUUUGAAUGUUUAGAAAUUCCUCUUCCCUUCUUCCCUCCCAGUUAUAUAUUGUGUGGUACUAUUUUUGCCUGCAUAAUAGAAGUUUAAUUUUUUUUUUCUUGUGAAAUCUUUUGACUUAAACAUGCUGUGUAACUUAUGUAACUGUUAAAAUAACAGUUUGAUUUAAUAAAUGAUUCAUUUUAAAUGUU
Messenger RNA from Antrostomus carolinensis (chuck-will's-widow), 1366 nucleotides. Its product is annotated as wiskott-Aldrich syndrome protein family member 1-like. Gene Ontology annotation, molecular function: actin binding. The transcript has 2 exons. The record is from RefSeq and is a predicted model, not a curated record. The annotation marks the transcript as partial. Lineage: Eukaryota; Metazoa; Chordata; Aves; Caprimulgiformes; Caprimulgidae.